Messenger RNA from Saccostrea echinata, 1721 nucleotides. Its product is annotated as protein C-ets-2-like. Gene Ontology annotation, molecular function: sequence-specific DNA binding; DNA-binding transcription factor activity, RNA polymerase II-specific. Gene Ontology annotation, cellular component: nucleus. Bases 86 to 1069 code for a protein of 327 amino acids. The transcript is spliced from 7 exons. The record is from RefSeq and is a predicted model, not a curated record. NCBI's taxonomy places the organism in Eukaryota, Metazoa, Mollusca, Bivalvia, Ostreida, Ostreidae. Gene Ontology annotation, biological process: regulation of transcription by RNA polymerase II; cell differentiation.
GAAUAAUGAUAAUUAACGUGGUUGUAAUUGUUUGUUUAUCAAUAUGACGUAAUUGGCAUCACAUGCUUUAAUACCUGUACAAAAUAUGCAAUUUUCUUGUCCUGUCUUCAAACAUGAGGCCGACGUCUUCAAUGGGAUCAUGGCGGCCCACAUUUUCCCAUCGCUGGCCGAUGUUCUAACGGAAUCCCUAAGUGCCGACGACUUCGGACCUUUGGACCUCUCCUUAAACAGUAUGACGGGAACCGCCUCUGACGCUCGUGGACUGGACGAGAGUGAUUUCUUAAAUCCAACAGCGCUAUCAGAAGAAUCGAGUAUUUACGAAUUAUCUCAGCCUCAAGACCUCCUCGUACAUUUCCCUAUGUGGUCAGUGUCACAACCACUGGUGAACAUUGAUGAUUCCAGCGAACUUGGACGCGUGCAGUACGAAGUUGAGGUUCCAGCUGACGGAUCUUUGACGUCAUAUCCACACAGCCCCGGAUCAACGGGAGAUAACUCAGACUACAGUUCUGAUUCUUCAGGCGAGGCGAAUCACCCUCGAGGUUCCGGAAUGAUAGCCCUACAAAGGGUGAACCUGCCAAACAGGGACCCUGCUCUAUCAGAGGUAGAAAUAAAAAAGGAACCCAACAUGGGUCUUCCGGAUCCGUCAAUAUUACCGUCCAAAUAUUAUGACGACGAGGAUGAGGUCAUGAGUGAGACGGACAGUGACGGACAUUCGAGUAGUUCCGAGAAAAAGAAACGUCCAGGCAGAAAGAAGGGGCAGACAUCCAGUGUAUACCAUCUGUGGGAGUUUAUUCGUGACCUUCUACACGAUGACAAAUACUGUCCACGAAUCAUAAAAUGGGAAUCGGAGGCGGAGGGAAUAUUCCGGGUAGUGAAGUCAGACGAGGUAGCAAAGCAAUGGGGCAGCAAGAAAAAUAACAGAUCUAAGAUGACGUAUGAGAAACUAAGUCGUUCUUUGAGAUAUUCCAGAAAAGAAGGAUAUUUUGCAGAUAUUCCAAAAGACCGAGGACUUCCGAAGAAACUUUGUUUUAAAUUCGGACCUAAGGCACACGGGUGGCGAAAAAUGUAGUAUGUCCUGUAACAAACCUAAUUGUAGAAGGAUAUUACAUUGACGAAUCAAAAGGACCGUUACAUAGCGUGUGACAAACGGCAGCAAACUGACCCGUGAUGAGAUGUGAACCCCGAUAGUGUGUGCGGUGUAUGAACCCAUGUAAUCUCAUUUUCACAGCUGACUAUUUUGUAAAAUAUAGAUAUGUACAAAUUUGAUUUAUCACCGGUGUCAGACAUGAUGCAUUCCAUUGUGCUAGAAAUCCGAGAGAUUGAGAGAGAGAGAAAGAGUGAGAGAGGGAGAGAGAUUUAAUAGAGAGAGAUAUUUCCUUUUACUAUAUGUAUACACACAUAUAUAUAUAGGUCGUCUGCAGUUCUAGACGCUAAGCUUUGAACUUCUAAAUAAUAUUCUUCGACAGAAAUUUAAGUAAAUAGUAGAGGUAGAUAACGUUCUAGAGAAAAGUAGAGAUAUUGAAACAAUAGCCAUACCCCAUUUAGCUGCUGUCUGCAGAAUGUGUUCUAGUUUUAUGAAUGAUAUUUUAUUUGAAUAGACUUUAUGCACUAAUGUAAAAUAUUUUAAAAGUUUAACAAAAUGUACAAAAGCAUGGUAAUAAACUCCUUAUAAUUUGAAAUAACAUCACAUGACAUUUAUCUAUGUACAAACUGUGGGUACU